This is a messenger RNA of Centruroides sculpturatus (bark scorpion), 2540 nucleotides long. Its product is annotated as sclerostin domain-containing protein 1-like. Bases 157 to 666 code for a protein of 169 amino acids. The transcript is spliced from 2 exons. The record is from RefSeq and is a predicted model, not a curated record. Gene Ontology annotation, molecular function: BMP binding. Lineage: Eukaryota; Metazoa; Arthropoda; Arachnida; Scorpiones; Buthidae. Gene Ontology annotation, biological process: negative regulation of Wnt signaling pathway; negative regulation of BMP signaling pathway.
UGCGAUUGGUUGGCCCGUUGGAAGUAGGUUCGACGUCGGAUGUAGAUGUGUAGUGAGUGAGGGGACGAGUGCGAGAGAAUUGUUUGCCAAAUGUCUUAUUCCAUUCGGUACAUAAAUAGACAGGUUUAGCCGGAAGAUUUGGCCUCCAGACAGACGAUGAUGGGUUCGUCUAGUUUGAGAUGGUCCGUUGUAGUGGUCUUCCUCGUCGAAUUGGGUUGUCUGCUCAGCAAAGCCUUCAAACAACCGUCCAGAUCCACUCAUCUGCGCUUGAUGCACAACUUUUCUAAUUCGACGGCAUAUUUCCUUGAGAAUGACUACUAUAUAACAACUAACAACAUGAAAGAUGUGCAGCUUGGUUGUAAGGAGUUGCGCUCGAAGAAAUACAUAUCGGAUGGAUAUUGUACCUCUAUUAAGCCUGUAACCGAAGUUGUGUGCGCCGGAAUAUGCCUUCCAGUGGCGGAACUUCCAUGGUACACAGAACUGGUCAGCAGGAGGAGUCGGACACGUUCCUCCGAAUGGCGAUGCGUUAAUGAUUUAGUCCGUCAUAAGCGGGUUCAUUUGAUCUGUCGUUCGGGUGAUCGAAGGACAUACAAGAUAAGAGUCGUCCGAUCUUGCAAGUGUAAGAAAUUCCAAAACCACAGCAAAACUUUAAAGAACGAUAUAUGAGCGUGUCAUUUACUGAUUGAUUGAGAAAUUUGCCAUAAUUACAGAUAGUGAACUGCACAACUUACGAACAUAUUUUUAUAUAGGCCUAUAAAAAACGCACUGUCGAGAUGAAGGACUGGAAGACAAAGCCAGGAUUGUUCUCUUUCGAAACUCUUUCUAUAGCUCGUGCCUUUUUUUCCAAUAACGAGCCUGAUGUAAAUAAUGUAUUAUCUAUUACGUAUAUAUCAUAUAUGUAAUCUUAUGAAAUAUAGAAAAUAUUUUAAAAUUCAAUUCGAUGCUUACUUACGAGGUUUUCUUUCAUAAUUAGGAAGUAGUUUGUUUAAAGUUAAUAAGAUAAUUUAAGAACUUCGACAUAAACAAGUUAAAAAUAAUUGGUACUUUAUCUCUAUCUUAAUCAUUUUGGUUUAUAUAUAAAACUUUCUUAAGAUUACAUUACGUUCGUAUAAUAAAAACUUAUGAGCUUAAAAGUUAUAUCAAGAGAUUUAUUAUAACUUUAACAAAGAUGAAAUAUUACCCAAAAAUCAUUCAAAAUGCUUGUAAAUAUUAAUUUCACUUUUUAUAAUUCCUAGUCAAUUAUCCUUCUACAUUUGUAAUCCAAGACUCGUAUCUAACGAUUGUAUACCAUAAUGUGCUCCACCCUUGCUUACGUAGUCGAGCUGCCACGUGCUUUACAACUUAAUGAAGUGUCAUAAAUCUCUGACUGGCAUGAGAAAUGAGUGAAUUGUAAAUCCACUUAAUAUGAUUUACAAAGUUGGCUAAAUUAAUUUUGUGGCAAAUCGCAAUUAAUUUUUCCGGUAGUCAACGCAAUUCUAGAAAAACUCCAGAAAUAUCCAUCUAGUUCGUUAUCGAUGCUACUACAUCUAUCACAUUAUAAUAAUAUUAUUAUUAUUACAAUAAUUGCUAGUGUUGUAAAAGAGUCAGGUGUGGAUAAAACGUUUAUAGAAAAUUAUUUAAGAUUUAUGAUUCUAUUUUAAAAAAUUUUUUUGCCGAGUUCUACUAUGUUAUUGGGCAAAUAUCCAAAGAUUCCAUAAAUUUCGGCAUGCUUUAAAAGCGAUUUAUGUAGUAGAAUAUAUGUCUACUACUUAUGAGCCAUCGGGCCAUAAAUAAAUGAAAGUCUUGGCUCCUUAAAGUGUGUCAAAUUAUCAUCCUAGUAGUAGAUAAUGUGAGAACUAGAAGAGGAUGUUUUAGACAUAGCUCGUGGCCAUAUCUUUCAUGUAUCGCGUACUAGAAAAUGAUAAACAGCCAGUGAUAAUAUACAGUAAUAAGCAGUUGUCGUCAUUGGCGUAAAAGCCAAGAAUAAUGACUUCGUUUAGCUUAGCAUAUGUAAUAUAAACAAAUAUUUAAUUUUAUUACACGAUGCCAAUUGAAGCAAAUACUUAAAAAUAAGUGUAUAUAAUUCCAUUUGGCAGUUUAAAUAUAAAUAUAAUCCAUGCCAUUCUACAUAAUUCAUUGGUCGGUUGCACUGUUUGUUUAACAAAGUCUACAGAUCUUUAAAAUUGGCAACUUAAUCGCCAAUUUGUAUUCUAGAUGGAUGCGGGAUAACUAACCAUCACGUGUCUCUUUUAGAGAAAUCGGGCGGAGUCGGUCUUAUCAUUGAAAUAUUACCUUCACUAAUUACUCUAUUGAUGCAACAGCUUAAACACCGUAAUGGUUCUUGUGUUCUCCUUUCUGCCAUGCUCAAAUUCCAGAAAUUUGAUAAUUAUCAAGAAACUCUCUUAUCUCUCGUUGAAGAAAAGAGAUCGGUGAUAAAAUUGAGACCUUUACUAAAGUGCUGCCAUCUCUUAUCUAGAUGUAAUAACGGCAUUUUGAAAAAUAGUAUUCAUUAUAUUUUUAAGUGAUGAUAAAAUUACUGUAUAUAGCCUACUUAGUAAAUA